UUUUUGCUAAGUUUCGGUUUUGUGUUAUUAUUUUCUGCAUGAUCGGGCAUAAACGCCUAACAAGCCUGAAAAUUUAUGUAAUUGCUACAACCAAUAAACGCAUAAAUUAAAGCUUGCUAUUAUUUCCAGAUGGAUCCAUCAGAUUUAGAAUUUUUAGCUGAAAAAGAAAUGGUGUCAAUAAUUCCUAAUUUUAAUCAUGGUAAAUUAUUUUUAAUUCGAGGUGAUGUUGGACCUUUUGCCGCUAGUAUACCUGUCGAAGUACCUUUAUGGUUAGCCGUAAAUUUGCGUCAAAGGCAAAAAUGUCGAGUGAUACCGCCAGAUUGGAUGAGUGUCGAAAAAUUAGAAGAAAUUAAACAAGAAGAAAUCGAUUCGACCAUAUUCACGCCCAUGCCUAGUGAGCAUUAUAAAGAAAUUUCGAGGUUAUUAUUUGAUGUUGCUGUACCUGAUAUACCACAUGCAGACGAAGUUAAGACUCUUAUUAAAGAUAUUUGGGAUAUUAGAAUGGCAAAACUUCGUAGUUCUGUGGAUGCUUUCAUUAAAAGUGGAGAAUCUCACGCUCAAGUAGAUAAUUUGACUGCCUUCGAAAUCAAUUUCGUUCGACCACUUCUUACUACAGCUUUAUUUCAAUUACACAAAUUCAGACGGGCUGCUGUUGUUGCAUCACAGAAUGAAAGCCAAAGUCAGCCAUCUGGAAGCGUAUAAAUUGUAUGUGACUUGAUUGUUAUGACUUGAACUGUUUUGGAAUUCUAUUGGUAUGACUCGAGUUCAUCGAUAGAUCAUCUCCCAUUUGAAACAAUUCAUAUUUCUAAGACAUUCGUUAUACUCAUCUAAGAUGCUGUGUACUUAAAAACUGUUAUUUAUUUUUUAAAAAAAAUGUAAUUAUGUUAAAUAAUACUUGUUGCAGGUCUUUUAAAUUCAAAUGUUUUAAACUUCUCUGAAUAUGUGCUCUAAUUACUUAUAAAAGAUGUAGGCUAAGCGUAGUUGAGAAAAUGUCUAAUGUUUAUAUUCUUUUUUCAAUGAUAUAUUUCAUUUUAAAACUCAUUUGUUGUUCAUUGUAAAAUAAUGUUUCUUUUCUUUCUUUCUUAAGUUUAUGAAGUUAUCAUGAGAGACAUAUUAUACUUGCCAAGUAAAAUAAAAGGUGUGUCAUAUAUAUGCAAGUUUGCUGUCAUUUAUAAACAUGCAUCCAUUUAUUUUAAUAUUGUUAACUUGAGGGGCCUUAUAAAAUGAUGAUCGCUAGUGUCUCAUGUAGUCUGUGAAUUCAAUAGAAUAAAAUAAGUGGCAAUACUAUUUGGCUUUUCUUUUAUAUGGUUGCUUCUUAUGUAAUUAUAUAAAAAAAAUUAACUGACUACAUAAUGAACCUUUUCAUUUAUGUCAAUUUCAUUUUUAAAUCUUUAAUUUUUAUUUUAGAGUUUAUUUAUGAAAAAUAUAAUUGUUUCUAAUGAUCUGCAUGGUAGUCUUCUUAAAUUUUUGGGUAAAAGCUUACAAUUUAUUUCAAUAUUUUAUUAUGUAUAGUUAAGCCAUUUAAAAUUAAUUUUUGAUCCAUUCAAAUAAAAAAGUGAGCUUGAUUUAUUUAUAACAUAAUAAAUUUGUAUUUAGAAAAUAUAUGAUUUGUAUUAUUUUGAAUUUUUUUUUUAAUAUAGCUACUUGUUGAUAAACAAAUUCGGAAAUGAUUGAUAAUAUUUUUUAGUCCAGUUUUUAUGAAAUAACAAGGCAUGUUCAGAUUAACUGUUAAUGAGAGCCUAAUGAAAGUGAAGUGAAUGAGUUUAAGAGUGCCUUUUUACUGAACCGUGCUAAAAUUAACUGCUAAUUACAGUAUGUUAAUGUGGCUAACAGACUCAGUGCUGACUUUAUAUUUAACCCUAUUAUUUUAAACUGGUGUUUAAGACUAUUUUUCUGUAGUCUCAUAAAAGAAAUGUGAUGUGCUCUCUUCAAUAAAAGCUUGACUUAUGUUA
Parasteatoda tepidariorum (common house spider) is the source of this 1952-nucleotide messenger RNA. The record is from RefSeq and is a predicted model, not a curated record. NCBI's taxonomy places the organism in Eukaryota, Metazoa, Arthropoda, Arachnida, Araneae, Theridiidae.